CCUCUGAUUUUUAGAAUUUCAUCCUUAGGGACUGGUGUGAUCACCCUGCAGAAAGCUGCUCUCUUCACGGACAGCCGGUAUUGGAUCCAGGCUGAGCGUCAGAUGGACUGCAAUUGGGAGCUGCAGAAAUCAGUGUGGCUCACCUCUAUUGGACAAUGGAUACUCAACGAAGUUCCUGCUGGGGAAGCCAUUGGAUUGGAUCCCUUCCUCUUUUCUAUCGACAAUUGGUACAGCUAUCACCAGAUCCUGGAAGGUGCAAAUAGGAACUUGAGUUUCCCUGAAGUUAACCUGGUGGACCUCGUGUGGGGCAGUGAGCGGCUUCCUCCACCUACCAACACAAUCUAUCAACUCGCCGAUGACUUCGUUGGAAGUACCUGGCAAGAGAAGGUUGCCCACGCUCGGUCGCAGAUGGAGCAACACAGCAAGAAACCCACAGCAAUCUUGCUCUCUGGCCUUGAGGAGACGGCAUGGCUCUUCAAUCUUCGAGGAGAUGACAUUCCUUACACCCCCGUCUUCUACGCUUACACGCUUCUCACCAAGACAGAUAUCAGUCUGUUUGUGAACCGGAGUCGGCUGAGCACCGAAGCACUCCAGAUGUUGACAGCAGGGUGCCCGGGGUCUCCGUGUGUGAAGGUGGAAGACUACGGCCAGAUAGGUGACAGCCUGAGAAAAUAUGCCCACCAAGACGGGGUGAUCAUCUGGAUCGGAACAGAAUACACAACUCUGGGCCUUUACAAGGAGAUCCCUCAAGAAAGCCUCUUAGAAGAAGACUACUCCCCUGUCAUGCUCUCCAAGGCUGUCAAAAACUCCAAGGAGCAGAAGAUGAUGGAAGCCGCUCACAUACGAGAUGCCGUGGCGCUGAUCCGGUAUUUGGUUUGGCUGGAAAAGAACGUGCCCAAGAACUCUGUGGAUGAGGUGUCUGGAGCACAUUACCUGGACGCGCUACGAAGGGAAGAGUCGUACUGCAAGGGGCCGAGCUUUGAGACCAUCUCAGCCAGUGGCUUGAAUGCAGCCUUGGCUCAUUACAGCCCAUCCAAUCUUACCGCUCGAAAGCUUUCUCUGAAUGAAAUGUACUUAUUGGAUUCUGGAGGACAAUAUUUUGACGGCACCACAGACAUCACUCGGACCAUCCACUGGGGGGAGCCCACAGCUUUUCAGAAGGAUGCCUACACGAGAGUGCUGAUGGGAAAUAUUGACUUGAGCAAGCUUGUUUUCCCAGCCAGAACGUCAGGAAGAAUGGUGGAAGCAUUCGCUCGCCGGCCCUUGUGGGAAGCGGGGUUGAACUAUGGCCAUGGCACGGGUCAUGGUAUCGGCAACUUCCUGUCUGUUCAUGAGUGGCCUGUGGGGUUCCAGACCAACAAUGUUCCUUUGGACAAGGGGAUGUUCACUUCCAUAGAGCCUGGUUAUUAUCAUGAUGGGGAAUUUGGAAUCCGUCUCGAGGAUGUUGCACUUGUGGUACAAGCUAAGACCAAGCAUCCAGUGCACGAAGAGCCCUACCUGACCUUCAAAGUGGUGUCCCUGGUGCCCUACGCACGGAACCUGAUCAACCAGAGUCUCCUCUCCCCGGAUCAGAUCCAGUACAUCAACAAGUACUACGAGACCAUCCGCACGGUCAUUGGGCCUGAGCUGCAGAGACGUAACCUGGAAGAGGAACACCGGUGGCUGGAGAAGAACACAGAGCCUUUCUCUCACGCCUCCUUGCUGGCAGCUUCUCUAGGCACCUUGGUAGCGAGCACACUGGCUUCUACCGUUCUGCCGGGAGCCCAGCAUUGAUCCGGGAGCAUCCCUACAACUUCCUUGCAACUCUCCACCCUGUGUGUUUCACCAUGUGUUCCACCUCAACCCGUAUCUCCCAGGCCUCCGUGUUAGGCCUCUAGACGUCACUAACCAUCAUUCUUCCCAUCUCCAUUGGCAGCGCACAGUGGUGGGUUUCAAAAAUUGUUCGAACCUACUCUGUGGGUGUGGCCUCCUUUGUGGGAGUGGCUUG
Messenger RNA from Thamnophis elegans (Western terrestrial garter snake), 1987 nucleotides. Its product is annotated as xaa-Pro aminopeptidase 2-like. Lineage: Eukaryota; Metazoa; Chordata; Lepidosauria; Squamata; Natricidae. The record is from RefSeq and is a predicted model, not a curated record. The annotation marks the transcript as partial. The transcript is spliced from 17 exons. Gene Ontology annotation, molecular function: metalloaminopeptidase activity.